AUUUUCUUUUAGGGGAGCAUCAAAGGCGGAGGGGGGAGAGAGAGAACGAUUGUUGACACAUUCGGCGCAGACGGCGGCGCUGACGGAUGCGGCUCUCUACACGGCCAUGCAACCAGCUGUGUUCACAUUGGGAAACUAAUAAAAAAAUGCUACAUUUGAAAGAUGAAGUGCUUCAGGGUAAUAAUUUCAUAUUUUCUCACUUACAAAAUAAGACAUCGCAAUAGUUUCCCUUGGAUAGGACGGAACCGGAUAUGCUACUUGUGGACGCUUUUGCUGGCAUUCUUUGUCCUAACGGCCCUGAUGUUACUUGACCAAGGCCCGGAGGUGUCGUCGGACCUCGAGCGGGUCAUCUUGGACUUCACGGAUAACCAGAGGGACCGCACCACGCUGCACCUUAGCGUGUCAUCUUCCGGUUUGGACGGCGCCUCGGUGGUCAGCCGCUGCGCAGAUAGCCCCGAGCCUGCUGGGCAUUUGCGUAUGGCACGGGAUUUAGGGAGACGGUUUAGAAGUAGAAGCUUCAGCAUGGCUGUCAAACCUCGACUUUGCCCGACAACACCCAAGGAACUAGUUGGCAGGUUUAGUCCUGAGCUACAGAUUCUGUCGCCUCAUGAAAUUGCUGCAAAGUUCCCCAUGAUGAAAGAUGGUGGACAUUACACCCCACAGAGCUGUGACCCCAUUGAGAAGGUCGCCAUUCUGAUCCCAUACAGAAGCCGUUGGAACAACUUGCACACCUUACUUCCUGUACUAAUCUCAGUGUUGACCAGGCAGCAUGUAGACUUUACCAUUUAUGUCAUAGAGCAGGUCUCUGGACAUAAAUUUAACAAAGGUUUGAUGUUCAAUGCUGGAUUCAUUGAGGCCAUGAACCAAAGAAACUUUGACUGCAUCAUAUUGCAUGAUGUAGACAUGGUGCCAGUGGAUGACAGAAACUUGUACAGAUGCAAUAAGAGCAGUCCUCUACAUUUUUCAUCCGCAGUAGACAAGUUUAACUAUUCAACACUGUACAGUGGUCUUUUCGGGGGUGUCUCCUGCUUCACUGCUGAUCACUUCAGGCUGGUGAAUGGAUUCUCAAACAUGUACUUUGGCUGGGGGGCAGAAGAUGAUGAUUUAAGAGACAGAGCUCUUUUCAAGAAUCUGUCGCUAUUCAGUAAACCUUCUUCUAUUGGAGCUUACAACAUGCUGCCUCACAGUGGCUCCCAUAAUUGGAAGAAAAAUUCUGACAGGUUUAAGAUUUAUCACAAACGACUAGACCGUAUCGAGAUUGAUGGCCUGAACAGUGCCAAGUACAAAGUGGCUACUGUUGCUUUUUUUCCCAUUUACACCUGGCUGACCAUAGAUAUUGAUGAGAAUGAAGUCCUUGAAACAGUGCCUGAACACAUGCGAAUGGACCCCACAUAUACAGAAGAUGACAGUACAUGGAUAAUACCAACAAUACCAGUAUUGCCUGAAUAGUAUAUCUUUCUGAAUGUGCUGGCAAUACCAGUAUUGCCUGAAUAGUGUAUCCUUCUGGAUGUGAUGUCAAUACCAGUAUUCCCUGAACAGUUUAUCUUUCUGGAUGUGCUGGCAAUACCAGUAUAGCCUGAGUACUAUAUCUUAUGUGCCACAGUUGGAGGUCUAACACUUUUUUCCCUCACUCAAGCCUGGAGCUUGCAUUAGUUUUUUUUUUCACAUCUGCUAAUAGAAAAAUGGAUCUUUUGCUGUUGUCCUUUCAAACAUGGCCAUUCUAGAUGAAAAAAUUUUCUACUAGAUCAAUGUUCGGAAUGAGCUGUUGAGUUUUUUGAACACUUGAUUUUAGAAAGAUUAAAAGUAUGUGACAUAGUACUUAACAGAAAAAACUCCUUUAAAGAGAUUAUGAAAACCAGUAAAAACACUUUAAAGCUAAAGGACAGUAAACAGAUUUGAGCAAAAAAAA
Messenger RNA from Biomphalaria glabrata, 1909 nucleotides. RefSeq names its product beta-N-acetyl-D-glucosaminide beta-1,4-N-acetylglucosaminyl-transferase-like. The transcript has 8 exons. Gene Ontology annotation, biological process: carbohydrate metabolic process. Bases 163 to 1449 code for a protein of 428 amino acids. Lineage: Eukaryota; Metazoa; Mollusca; Gastropoda; Planorbidae. Gene Ontology annotation, molecular function: glycosyltransferase activity. The record is from RefSeq and is a predicted model, not a curated record.